Messenger RNA from Toxorhynchites rutilus septentrionalis, 1434 nucleotides. RefSeq lists its product as uncharacterized. The transcript has a single exon. NCBI's taxonomy places the organism in Eukaryota, Metazoa, Arthropoda, Insecta, Diptera, Culicidae. The coding region runs from base 1 to 1434 and encodes 477 amino acids. Gene Ontology annotation, biological process: DNA integration. The record is from RefSeq and is a predicted model, not a curated record. Gene Ontology annotation, molecular function: nucleic acid binding.
AUGAAUCUUCGAAGAAAACGCAAUGGUAAAUCCUGCGUUUACGGACCACUCUUGAACGACGAACUCCAGUUGGCAGAAAGACACCAUUAUUCGCAGGCUCAGCAUGAGGUGUAUUCGGAUGAACUAGCUAUUCUUUGUGCUAAUACCAAACAAGUUGGUCCAGUCAAUAAAAUUCCCAAAAGUAGCGCACUUUUCCAACUGACUCCAUUUCUGGAUGAGAACGGUAUCCUGAGAAUGUCUGGAAGAACAGGAGCAUGUGAAGCUCUCAAUCCUGAAACGAGAAAUCCAAUUAUUCUUCCACCCGAACAUAAUGUCACUCUACUUAUCAUAAAACAUUAUCUCGGUUUGUACCAUCAUUCAAACCACGAAAUUAUCAUCAAUGAGCUGCGACAACGAUACUCCAUCGCCCGGAUUCGUAGUACAUAUGCUAAGGUUAGACGCAACUGUCAACAUUGCAAGAAUCUUUCAGUAGUUCCGCAACCACCACAGAUGGCUCCACUUCCACCUGCCCGUUUAUCUACCUUCACGCGACCCUUUACACAUGUCGGAGUCGACUAUUUUGGUCCUAUGGAAGUAUUGAUCGGGAGAAGAACUGAGAAAAGAUGGGGCGUUUUGUUAACAUGUUUAACCAUUCGAGCAAUUCACCUAGAGCUGGCAAAUUCUUUGAGCACCAGCUCAUGCAUAAUGGCACUUCGGAAUUUUAUCGCACGACGCGGCAAACCUGCGGUGUUCUAUAGUGACAGCGGAACAAACUUUGUUGGUGCGAACCGUGAGUUGAACGAGGCAAUGACUGCUAUCAAUCACAAUAUGCUCAUGCAGGAAUUCGUUACCACGGAGACGACGUGGAGCUUCAAUCCACCUGCAUCUCCGCAUAUGGGCGGUAGUUGGGAACGAUUAGUUCGAUCCGUAAAAACGAAUCUCACGAUGAUGCAAACAGCGAGGCGACCAACUGAGGAAGAGCUGCGAAAUGCACUGAUUGAAGUGGAAGGAAUUUUGAACUGUAGACCGCUGACACACGUACCGAUUGAUGAUGUUUCAGCGCCUGCCCUUACACCUAAUCACUUCCUGAUAGGUUCGUCCGACGGUUCCAAACCACUUACUCUAUUGGAUAGUAGCGCGGCCACAUUACGACACUGUUGGCAGAUGUCACAAGUGAUGGCAAACCAAUUUUGGAAGCGGUGGGUGGGAGAUUUUCUUCCAGAGAUUACGAGACGCACCAAGUGGCACUAUCCAGUGAAGCCCAUCAAAGUCGGUGAUGUAGUAGUUAUUGUUGAUGCAGACUAUCCUCGGAAUUGUUGGCCAAAAGGGAGAGUUAUCGCCACAACUAAUAAAGACGGUCAAGUAAGAAGCGCAACUGUACAGACCUCGAAGGGAGUAUACGAAAGACCAGCUGUUAAACUCGCAGUGUUGGACAUAGAGCGCGAUACUAAAUAA